Theileria parva strain Muguga is the source of this 956-nucleotide messenger RNA. RefSeq names its product ribosomal protein S15. Gene Ontology annotation, molecular function: structural constituent of ribosome. The record is from RefSeq and is a predicted model, not a curated record. Lineage: Eukaryota; Apicomplexa; Aconoidasida; Piroplasmida; Theileriidae. Gene Ontology annotation, cellular component: ribosome. The transcript has 6 exons. Gene Ontology annotation, biological process: translation. The coding region runs from base 57 to 956 and encodes 299 amino acids.
GUUUAUUCAAAUUUUGUUAUAAUUCUAUUUAAUAAAACUAAAAUGUACAAAUAGAUAUGCUUUUUACCCUUUAUCGCAUCUAUGUGUUCUCACUAGUACUUGUGCUUAUUUAUAAUUGUCGAGUUAAAUCUUUUAAAAUAAGAUACGGACGAGAAAAAAGUCGAAUUGAAAAAUUAAAAAAAAGAAAAGGAGCUAUUCUGGAUAAGUUAAACUCAUACAUAAAGACUAGAGGUUACGGGCUUUUACCAUUGAAAGCAUUACCUGAAGAUUCCGAUCUACUUCUUCUUCCAGAAGAAGAACCUGAGACAUUUCUUAACCCUUCCGUUGAUAACAGUUUGUAUUUGCUGACACCUGAGGCCGUUAGAAGGAAGAAGACUAAGAAUCCAAUAAUCCCAGUUGAUUUUGAUAAAUUUAAUACUCUCUUCAGAAAAAUAUCAUCGCUUAGAACAUACAAAAGUAACAUUGACUACGAAAAUCGACCGGGAAAGGUGGAUCCUGGCGGGUACAGAGUAGACUUUGUUGAGACUGAUCUCUGGGAUAUACACCCUAGUAGACUAAGAGUUAGAGGACUGUACGAAUAUGAACUAAAGGAGCCUAUGAAAAGGCACGAAUUCGAUACUGGAUCACCUGAAGUUGUAGUGGCAGCUCUAACUGCAAAAAUAGAUUAUUUAACACACCAUUUAGAAAAUAACCCAAAGGAUGUACAAGCGAAAAGACAGAUCACAAAACUAGGAUUUAAACGUAGAAGAUUAUUAAAAUAUCUGUUUCGCACUAGAAGGGAAACUUAUGAUUUGUUGACAAAAACAUUCGAUAUACACUACGAUGAUGACUUUUGCCCACUUAAAAAGAUAAUAAAGAAAAACACACACCGCUAUCACACAAAAACUAAGCGUUACCGUUCAGCAAAGGAAAGAAAAAACGAUUUACCCAGGAAACCUGAUUCUAUAUUAAUUUGA